GACAAGAAGAAUUGCCGCUCUUUAAACUUAAACAAAGGAAGAAUCAGUCAUAGUUUGUCAAUCAAGUUUCAUCUGCACAAACCAUGAACAAAUUCAAGAUUGAUUUCGGGAAGUUCAAAGUUGAUCUCAAGCUUUUGGGAGACUUGUUCUUCUUGACUGGAGCUGGACUCUCCAUGUACUACCUUGUAAGCCAUUUACUUAAUGAAGGAGCCAUGGGAGACAACUCAGUUAAGGCCAAGGAGGCCCGUAAGAAGAGUUCUAAUGUGUUGAAAAGAAUCCAGGCUGUAAACCCAGAAUUGAAGAAUAUUGUGUUCACUGAAUAUGAAAAGUCACUUCUCAAUUGUCUUGUUACCCCAGAGGACAUUCUGGUUACCUUUGAUGAUAUUGGAGGAUUAACCAAUAUCAUAGAUGACCUUAGAGAGUCCGUCAUUCUCCCCUUGACAGAACCUGACUUGUUUGCCACUCACCUGAGUUUGAUCCAAUCACCCAAGGGUGUUUUAUUCCAUGGUCCACCAGGGUGUGGGAAAACCAUGCUUGCUAAGGCCAUUGCCAAAGAAAGUGGUGCCUUUUUCCUUCUGUUAAGAAUGUCCACCAUUAUGGAUAAAUGGUAUGGAGAAAGUAAUAAGAUUGUAGAUGCCGUUUUCCUGUUGGCCAAUAAGCUUCAACCAUGUAUUAUAUUCAUUGAUGAGAUUGAUUCAUUCUUGAGAGACCGAUCUUCAAGUGAUCACGAAGUCAGUGCCAUGUUGAAAGCCGAGUUCAUGACCUUAUGGGAUGGGCUUGUGCUGAACGGGAGAAUCAUGGUGAUGGGUGCUACCAAUAGACAAAAUGAUAUUGAUGCGGCAUUUUUACGUAGAUUACCAAAGAAAUUUGCCAUUGGAAGACCAGAUGCAAGUCAAAGAAGAUCCAUUCUUAAUAAAAUCUUGAAAGAAACUACGGUUGAUCCAGUAGAUUUUGACAUGGAUUACAUCGUUACCCACACACAAGGUUUGAGUGGACUGGACUUGAAAGAACUCUGUAGAGAAGCUGCCUUGAAUGCAAUGCGUGAAUAUAUAAGGAAGAACUUUAAGAAUGGUAAAAAAGUGGAAUUGGCUACAAAUGAUGCGGUUAGACCGUUGAAAACUGGAGAUUUUUUCGCUGAAAAGGCACAAAUUCCUUCAUCAACAAUUGAUUAGAAUUCACUCCAGAUUAAACUAAUCUACUAAUAUCAUUCAGUUAACUUUUUUUUGUAAAAAAAAAAGUGUCUCUUGAAUAGCCCUAGUGACAUAGUACAUACAUACCCUCUUUUUAUGGAGAGGGGGUAACCCGGAUUUAUAAUUGAACCAUACACGACCC
[Candida] anglica is the source of this 1332-nucleotide messenger RNA. NCBI's taxonomy places the organism in Eukaryota, Fungi, Ascomycota, Pichiomycetes, Serinales, Debaryomycetaceae. The record is from the annotation of a GenBank genome assembly.